This is a messenger RNA of Plectropomus leopardus (leopard coralgrouper), 1762 nucleotides long. The record is from RefSeq and is a predicted model, not a curated record. NCBI's taxonomy places the organism in Eukaryota, Metazoa, Chordata, Actinopteri, Perciformes, Serranidae.
GCAGAGGAGCCGUUUUGGGCCGCAGGAUGAAGCAGAGACAAAGAGGACAAAGUGAGGGACAUUAAAGUCAAACUGCGCCGUGACUACAAACAUAGAACAAACCGCCAUUCGUUUAUUAACCACCGGAAACGUUAAAUUAACGUGAAGGCGCGCUACCGUUCGUGGCGUGCUUACCUGCAGACAGUGCUGAGGAUGGGGGAUUACAUGAGGACUCAGCUGGUGAGUGCCAUCCAGCUGCAGGAGGUGGAGCUGCAGGAGAAACCUGCAGACAAACAGCAGAGCGGCAAAAACAACGCAGAGCAGACAUUCACUGUGGAGGACGCCGUGGAAACCAUCGGCUUUGGACGCUUUCACAUCCUGCUCUUCCUCAUCAUGGGCAGCUCCAAUAUCGUGGAGGCGAUGGAGAUCAUGCUGCUGGCGGUGGUUUCUCCAGAGAUUCGCUGUGAAUGGCGUCUGGAUGACUGGCAGGUGGCUCUGGUCUCCACAAUGGUGUUUCUGGGCUUCAUGCUGUGUGGAGUUUUGGGAGGAUACAUCGCUGACAGAUACGGACGCUGGAAGGUGGUGUUCGGAGGUUUUGUGUGGAGCGCCUACUUCUCUCUGCUGACCUCGUUUGCUCCGUCAUACAACUGGUUCAUCUUCCUGCGCAGCAUGGUGGGCUGUGGGGUCUCCGGGGUCUCUCAGGGGUUUGUGUUGAAGACAGAGUUCAUCCCGGCGAAGCACCGAGCGUCUCUGCUGCCUCUGGCCUCUAUCUUCUGGAUGACUGGUUCCAUGCUGAUCAUCAUACUGGGGAUGCUGGUUGUCCCCACCAUGGGCUGGAGGUGGAUGGUCCGUCUCUCUGUCACCCGCAUCGUCCUCAUCUUCCUCUUCAAGUUUAUUCCGGAGUCGGCUCGUUAUAACGUCUCGGCGGGAAACGUCCAGGCGGCAGUGGACACUCUACAGCAAAUCGCUAAAAUGAACCGAGCGUCUCUUCCUCCCGGACGCCUGGUGGAGCCGGUGGUGAGGGAGCGGGGCAACUGGAGGAUCCUGCUGAGCUCAGCAUUCAGGAGGACGUCCCUCCUGCUGUGGUACUCCUGGUUUGUGGCGUCCUUUUCGUACUACGGCUCGGUGCUGAGCAGCUCGGAGCUACUGGAAAAGAACCUGCUGUGUGUGACGGACGCAGACCGCCAUCAUCAGGUCAAACACCGCCACGAGGACGGACUCUGCUACUGCAUCCCCUUCCAAUUCAGCGACUACCAGACGCUGCUCAUCAGCUGCUUCGGCGAGGUAGCCCUGGUCCCCCUGAACAUCUGUCUGCUGAACGUGUUGGGACGGAAGAUGAGUCUGACCGUCCUGCAGCUGUCAGCCGCCGUCGUCUUCAUGCUGAUCAACAUCUGCUCCACCAUGUUCGGGUUCACGGUGCUCCUGUUCCUGCUGCGCUCGCUGGUCUCCAUGAACUUUAAUGUGGUUUAUAUUUACACUGCUGAGGUGUAUCCCACGGUGGCUCGCUCUCUGGGGAUGGGCUUCUGUACGUCCUUCAGUCGGAUCGGAGGGAUGAUCGCUCCGUUUAUCGCUCAGGUGCUGAUGUCUCAGUCGGUGAUUUUGGCGCUCAGUCCGUUCGCAGUGGCGUGUGUGAUCUGCGCUUUAGGAAACUUUUUGCUGCCGAUAGAAACCCGAGGACGAGCUCUGCUGCAAACCUCAUGACCGAGACUCCAAACAAACUGUUACUGAUGUUUUUUAUUGUUGUUGCAGCUGUAAUGUAAAGAUAUUAAAUAUGUUUCUGACA